CUACAUAUCUCCAACAUGGCAGAAAUCACAGAAACACCCACCAAUGUUAUUGGUGAAGAGAAUCACGAAAAUGGAACGAAAGAUGGCAAAGAUAUUCAUCCGCUAGCAGCUGCAAUGGAUGAUGAAGAAGAGGAUAUUAUAUCGACAAUCCUAGCAUCACCUGGUGGAGAUACUAUAUCCUCUACCAAGGCUCUGAUUGGUUCAUACAAGUUUGAUGAUGACCAGGACACAAGAGAUCUCUUUAUAAAGGUUGAUGACCCCAUGAGACACACUGGCAAGAUGGAAUCAUUUGUCAGCUAUAGAGUUACAACAAAGACAACAAGGAGUUCAUUUGACAAUCCUGAAUACAGCGUAAGAAGACGGUAUCAAGAUUUCCUUUGGCUGAGGCAGAAGCUUGCAGAGGUCCAACCUACGCAUCUAGUUCCACCUCUUCCUGAGAAGCAGAGUAUGAGAUUAGACCGGUUUGCUCCUGAAUUCCUGGCAGCCAGACGAAGAGCACUCAACAAGUUUUUAGAGCGUAUCUCGCAGCAUCCAGUCCUUUCCUUCAAUGAGAACCUUCAAAUCUUUCUUACAGCCAAGGCAUGGGAGCUAGCAGCCCAUCGUAGACAGUCGACCUCCCUGAUGAGCAGAAUGGGUUCCUCCCUGAGAACGUCUACCACGGCUGCAUUGCUCAGGAAUAGGAGUCCAGAGUUCACCGUGAUGGGAGAGUAUGUCCAGAUGUUGGGAGAGAAACUAGGAUCCGUUGAAAGGAUAUCGCUAAGGAUACUACAAGAAUCCAAAGAAUAUGUUGGUGAGUUGAAGAUGUACAGCCCUGCAUUCCGACUGUGGAGUAAUUCAGAGAGCGAUCUUACAAUACCCCUUACCAAGAUGGCUGACUGUGUAGACAUCUGUAUCAACUCAGUAGAAGAUCAAAAUACUUAUCAAGAAACAGAUUUCUUGCCUUUAGUCAAAGAAUACAGCCUUUAUACAGAAUCCAUAAAGAGUGUCUUGAAGAAACGUGAUCAGUUUCAAAUGGAACAUGAAUUAGCCGUAGAAGAACUUAAUAAGAAGAAGAAUGAAAGAGAACAGGUGAAAAUAUCGGAUCAGAACUACUCGUUUGGUGCGUUCAUGGGUAAAGACCCAUCCGAAGUCAAAGAGGCAAAGAGUGGAAGGAUAGUAGCUCAAAUAGAACAGCUCCAGAAGGAAGUAGAAGUGUUCUCUGACCGAGCCGAAUGUGCCAAUGCAGAUCUCAAAGCAGACAUGGAAAGAUGGCAUCAUAAUAGAAGGAAAGAUAUGAAGGACAUGAUGAGUGGUAUGGCCUAUCAACAGAUCAUGGCUUACACUGGGAUACUUCAAGCCUGGGAGGAUGUGAUUAGCAGCUUACGAGAUGAAGCAGGAUUCCUUCACGGAGAGGACCCCUCCCCCAUGCACAGUACGACAGACCCCUCCCUGACGGGUGCCACAUCCCCCACCCUCAUACCAUCAUCAUCAGGGGCUGAUAAGGUUGAAGCAAAUAGCUCCAAAACUGUAGACUUUCCAGACAUGAAUAAUGCACUUACAGAUGAGGAUGAAGAAGAGGAACUGAACGCUUCAUAAUUCAUACCCCCUCGCUUGGUCCAUCAUAGAACAGUGCAUACGAUUUUUUAAAAUAAUUAUUGAAUCACUUUCCAAAGGAGAGAGGAAAAAGGAUGUCUGUGUACACCAUAGAUAAGUUGAUCUGUUUAUUAUCUGACUAACCGGUACUUCUGCAGUCUAUUUGGAGUUGAUCUUCAACAAUUACCUAGUGUCUUACAUAAUAAGUCCAUCUUACUUCAACACUAUACAUACACCUGUUAAUGAACUUAAAAGAAAGGACUUCUUGUGUAGUGUUUUCAGAGUUGAUCAUCGUCACCAACCUUGCAAUCUUCAAGACAAUCAAAUCGAGAUGAUUCUCCUAGUAAUUAGAUAUCUUCCAAUGAAAGGACGUGAAAAGAUCGGGGAAGCAUGUCAUGUAAGGAAUUAGUGGACGUUUUAUCUGACAAGUUCCACUUUAUCUGACUGUUUUCAUAGCAACAGUGCUUCCCAGCCAAUCAAAAUCAAGGAAAGUUGUCAGAUCGGGCAAAAAUGUUGAUAAAACACUCACCCAGUUCUUUCUUAGUUGAAUCCUUUUGGCCCACAGAAAUCUGGUUGAUUUAGGAGGAAUUCGACUGAGGAGAGGUAUAUAAUACAUGUUUUUAAUAAUCUGGUUAAAAAAAAUGCUUUGACUCAGACGAUUAUUUGACUUAAAUAUGGAAGGUCGACUUAGACAGAGUUACCUAUAGAUAUCUAAGGUUGCCUCAGAUAUUGUGCAAAGAAAAGCCAAAGGACAUUUCCAGUGUUAAGGGUCCCACUGCACAAGGCAUAGCAAAUGAUCUUAUGAUCGAUUUCAUGAUUGGUUGUAUUCAAUCAAUUGCAAAACUUUGUUCUGUGAUCAUUUGCAAAGCUUUUCGUCAUGGAUCAUUGAAACAACGUAACAGCCCGCCCAACGUAUAUGUUGAAUGCACAUUGAUGGUCAACUCAAGUUGAGUAUAAGAGAUGUUCAUCCAUGGUUGCAUAGAGGAUCACAUAAGAUCAUAUUUGGUACCAACUUAAUGAAUUUGUUUGGCUGUGAAUCCAGGCUGCAUAGGUACCAUCUUCCAAUCAAAUUGAGUUUUAUACAAAACAUCUCUAAGGCUUGUAAAUUGCCUUUGAUAUGGCAUGAAAGAUUCAUGGGGACAGUUUUACCCUAGAUUUGUUCAGGGUAAGCUCUUUGUCCAUACAACAUCUAUAUGCAGUGAGGGUAACUCGCUUAGAAUUGAAUGAAGGGGGGGGGGUAAGGAGUAUCUAUUUUAAGAGUAUACAAGUAUGCAAUCAAAAUUUGAUAUUGAGACAUAUGUGUCUAAACCUAUGUUGAUUGUGACUUUUCAUUUAUCAAUAGUGGAAAAAAAAAUUACUCUCUCUCUCGUUCUUUCUAUUUGCGAAGGGGAAAAAAUGAGAUUUACAAGUCGGCAACUAGGGAUAGUUUUUGUAUACAUUCAAGUUUUAUCACAAAUCUCAAGGACCAAUUUUGUAAUACCUACCUUUGAUCAGGUUACUGUCUGGGGAUUCUGAAAAUGUUGAAUCCCUUGGAACAAUUUACAGUGAUGUAAUGGAGGCCAGAGUCACAUGUACAAAGUCUAUGAGAGAAAGUUUUCUCCAUCUGUCUUGUGACUACCAGCCCUGACUUCAUCCCUCCAAAUUAGCUUGUGUGGAAACUGGAAAAUUGUCGAAUAAGAUCAAGGAAAGUUUGCGAAAAAUGAUAUAUUAUUUCUAACGAAACUUAUGUUAUGAGCAGUUGAAUGUCCAUUUUUUUUCUCAAACUUUCUUGGAUCUGUUUUCUGUGAUUUUUCCUUCUUUCUACCAUUUAACUUAUUGAAAUGUUUCAGAGGCAUUUCCUGUGUUAUUCCUAUCGCGUAGUAGAGAGUUUUUGCAUUUACUACGGAGCCGCAUUCUACAACGUACCAAUUCCUUUGAAAAUGCAACAAUUGAGCGUUGAGAGGCUUUUGUCGAAAGUUGAUUGAUCUGGCAGAUCAACAAUUCCACUCCAGCUUCUGUUCCUAAUCCACUAACUUUCGACAAAAGCCUAGAUCAGCUCUCCAUUGUGAUUUGAAUUGCAUUUUCAAAUGAAUUGGUGCGUUGUAGAGAGCGGCUCCGUAGUAAAUGCGAAAACUCUCUAUUAAUGGUGUAAACCUCCUCAUCAUCUGACCCUAUUGUGAUCCAAGUAUCAACAAAUACUAGUUGUAUGAGCUUUGUAAUUUUGAACAUACGUUGUAUACCUGAUCCAGGCUUUUGAUAUUCUUCAUUGUAAAAUAAGCUACAUUCCUUUAUUUUUAUAUUAUUCACUGGGUGUGAAUGGGUAUUCUAUCAAUUUUUCUUUUUCUUUUGAUACAAUUUAUUUUCAACCUCAUGGCAUUGUAUUUUUUGUUCCUGGUGGUCUCUUUCAUUAAAAAAUGCAUACUUUUAUUUAAACACACUAUAAUGAAUGUAAAUCUAGACCUGUGCAUAUGAUAUUCUUUGUGCUAGAGUUUUACAUUCAUUUUUUUUCUCAAUAUUUUUUUACUGUUAAACUACACCUUUUUCUUCCUGAACAAAUGUGAAUUUGACAGAAUACUUUUCAAAAACUUGAAUUGGGAUAGUUAAUUUUGUGUGAUAAUGUGUGUGUUUACUCUGUACAAAUGUGUUAAAUAGCAAUGAUGAAUAGGUCCAGUACUAGUAAAAUAUAUCGUUAGUUUGAGUCCUAUCCCAAUUUUAGUUUGCUGGUGCUCAAGUGGAAUGAAUUUAUAAAAAUUGGUUUCAAAUCAUUAAGUGAGUGUGAGUUAUCUGUCAGUAAGUGCACAAAUAAUGUUACUUAAUUUUAAUAGCAAACAAAUUGUUUAACAAUUAGUGCAUAGAUUUAUAAAAAGGAUUACAAUGAUGCUGGAUGUGUGGUAAAGGUGUCAGCUAUUUGUUUUGCAAAAUAAGAGUAGUGUUAUUUUCGGUUUCAGUAAUUUUGCACAAAUGUGCCGUGCAUUGAGAUAGCUGUGUACAAUUUAUGUAAACAAUGUGAUGUUAUCAAAAUUAAACAUUCUAAGAAAGAAAAAAAAAUUAUGUGCUUCAGUGCUUGUAAAAAUUGUAGAAAUAUAUUUAUUUAAAUUAUUGUCCGUAAAUAGGACAAUUUUCAUAAUUUUUUAUUUGCAUAUUGAUGCUGAGUGUGGGGGAACGAUACCAUUAUGAGUUUCAGAGCAAACUGAUGGUAUCUAUUUUGCAGAGAUAAAAUCAUAAAACCUUGUAAUGGUUAAGAAACACUAUAAGUGCCUGUGUCUUAUUUUGAGGAAAAAACACAGAUAAUAGAUUGAAAUACCUAAUUCUGCACCUUGUAUUUUGAUAUAGAAUAUGUUCAUAUAUACAUCUCUUUGUGUCUAUUGUUCAAUGAUAUUUUGUUUUAGUUAUUUCAAUAUAUUGAAAUCAUUUGCAUUCACUAACAUUCACUAACAUUUUCAUGUUAUGCAAUGUAUUUGCUGGUUUGAUGCAGAUUUUUUUGUGGGGGUGCAAGAUGAAGGUGAAAUAUUUAGUUAUACAGCUAAGGUAAUUUCAAUUUAUUUUCAUAUAGCUUUUAUUUCUGGAUGACUUAAUGAAAGUAGUAUAAUUUUUAUCCUAUUAUAAAAGAAAUGUGCAGCUUAAUAUCAAACACUGGCCUGAUGAUUUGCUACUGCCUAUAUGAUAGAUUAUUUAUUGCUUCUAUUGUAAAAUCGCAACGUUAUGCCUAUUCACUCUUGAAGUACUGAAUUUAGAAGUAAUGUUGAAAAAAUACAGUCUCCUUUAAAUCUCACCACCUUCAUUUCCCCUAAACUUUGUUUCUCUUCAUUUAAGGUUUUAAGGUAAGUGGUUAUACAAGAAUUUAGUUAUGAAUAUUGAGUCAUGCACUUGUAUAUUCCCUUGUUUGCUGAAUGUGUGAGCCUCCCUCAGGGAUGUGACAUGGGACCAGUUUCUAUCAUAUAGAUUUCCAUGGGGUUACACAUAUUUUCAUCAAUUACUUAGAAUAUGAAGUACAGAAAACAAAGCUCGAGUAUUAUACAAUACUCUGACAGCCUGUUUCUCGUGAAGCAAAUAUAUACCUGCAUAUUUUGUUCACACAAUCGAUUUGUCAUAUCCUAGUCAUUUGUAAGAUCCUGCAUAUUAUGACAAAUAGCUUUGUGACACCAUCUGGGUGUUGCCAGCUAUCCUUGUCAGGUAUCAGUUUUUGACAUCCACUUGUAUAGGAUUUACAAGAACCUCUCUUAAUACUGCCAGGAUCGCUUAUGUGUUUUUCAUAUUGUGCAUCACUCAAAAAACUAAAAUGUUGAAUUAACAACAGAAAGGUUGGAGGAGUGAUGUUUUCCAAAUGUUACAUCCAACCUUGCAUAAAGCCGAAUCCAACAAUUGAAGUGUUGGUUGAACCAUUUAAAGUGGUAAUUGCAACAUUUAGUAGAUUGUCACUCCAACCUUUCAAAUGUGGAUUUGACAUGUCGGUUUUUAGAGUUUCCUUGUGUAUUGUAUCCAUACUUUAGUGUUUGUUCGUACAACAGUUUUAUUAUGAAAAGCUGAUAUAUUUUUUUUGUGUGUUGUAAUUUGUCUAAUUUUCGAAUUUUGUCUGCUGAGUAGAUGUUUUCUAAUAAUCUCAUAACCUUCACCUUCACUUUCUUUUGUAUUAUCAGUUAUCAGUUUGAAAUCAAUCUAUUGCAAUGCAUGAUCAAUUGAUACUUCCGAAUUCAUUAAAUGGCCCUCAGAUCUUGGUUUAUGAAUGAAUUUUAUUCAUAGAUUAUCCAUGUGCCACAAAGUAUUACACAAAUUACAUUUAUUGAAUGUUAUUUUUGUGUACAGUGUCAAAAUGAUUUUAAUGGUAUUUUGUAAUAGUGUAUGAUAGAUUUAUUCUUUUCAAUCGUUUAUAAUGUGCAAUGAUAUGUAAAUCUGGGUAAAUAAAUACAUACAGGAUUAUUGUAA
Lytechinus variegatus (green sea urchin) is the source of this 6474-nucleotide messenger RNA. Its product is annotated as sorting nexin-30-like. The record is from RefSeq and is a predicted model, not a curated record. Bases 16 to 1575 code for a protein of 519 amino acids. The transcript is spliced from 11 exons. Gene Ontology annotation, molecular function: phosphatidylinositol binding. NCBI's taxonomy places the organism in Eukaryota, Metazoa, Echinodermata, Echinoidea, Temnopleuroida, Toxopneustidae.